This is a messenger RNA of Anneissia japonica, 1769 nucleotides long. RefSeq names its product gastrin-releasing peptide receptor-like. The coding region runs from base 460 to 1557 and encodes 365 amino acids. Gene Ontology annotation, biological process: G protein-coupled receptor signaling pathway. Gene Ontology annotation, cellular component: membrane. The transcript has 3 exons. The record is from RefSeq and is a predicted model, not a curated record. Lineage: Eukaryota; Metazoa; Echinodermata; Crinoidea; Comatulida; Comatulidae. Gene Ontology annotation, molecular function: G protein-coupled receptor activity.
CUCACGAAGUGAACACAAUCCCAUAUUUCAGCUUUUGAGGGAAAAUAAUGACUAAUGACAAAUUUUCAUUGUUACGUCUUGUCGUUUACUGGAGCUCGAGUCGACAUGCUUCUCCCGAUGGCGUGUUUACAUUGUAGUACCGUAUUUUAGGGAACGCCAAAAAACAACAUUAUGCUACGUACUUCUGCAUCCGGAUUUUAUGUGGAACACCAAAAAGCGUACUGAACAGUUCGUAUAAUAAUCCCCUAUUGCAUUUUGCUGACAAGAUAACAACACUUGGAGGCGAUUUGAUAUAACCGAUCACGUGUCAACUGAGCUCGUUUAUAAUAACUUCAGACUCGCAGAGUCAUUUCUCUUAGAGCUACACAAUUUGUUGGACAGUUUGAACUGCUUCUCAAAGAUAUCCAAUCGCCAAGGCUGAAUACAUACCACAAGAACUAAAAAAAAUCUUAAAUCAAGAUGAACGACGAUGACAUGAGUUUAUCCUGGUCCUCUUUCUCUUACUAUAAUGAAACAAAUCAGGAUACGUUUUACCUGAUGAAUACUGUUCUAUUUUAUUUGAAUACUAUUGUUUGCUGCCUGGGCAUCGUCUUCAAUUUGAUAUUGACUAUUAUUUGCCUGAAACUCUGCGCUUAUGGAUCUGGUCGAAGUGUAUUUUGUGGGAGGGCGUACUUCUUUGUUAUGUGGCUCUGUAUGUGUAAUUUUCUUUUUCUGAUGUAUCGUAGUAUAUUCCGUAUACUAUUCAACAAGACGAAUGAUCAGAUCGAUACAAAUAUGGAAUGCAAAUUGUACAAUGCUUUUGAAGUGAUUGCACAAGGCUUUGCUAUCUAUACCUUAGUAGCGUUGAGUCUUGAUCGAUACGGGGUAGUUCUGAACCCAACUCUUGGUAUCACGCUUGUCACUCGCUACCGCUAUUUGAUUCUGUUAUUUAUUUUUUUGAUUUCGAUUGGAUCAAGUGUGCCGAUACUUAUUUAUGGAAAAAUAACCAGCUUUCACAAAUGCGAAUAUAUCAUGCGAUUCACUCAACACGCUCUGGUGUAUGAAACAACGCGUGCGAUUGUUAUGUACGUACUCCCAUUGGUACUGAUAUCCAUAUUCUACGUUAAAAUGGCGAUGAUUUUGUAUGGCAGUCGUCACAGUGAAGCGUCACAGAACUCGACAAACUAUCAACAACGAACAAAACAGCGAAAUCGCCUGGCCCUUUCUGUGCUACUGAUUACAAUCAUAUUUGGCGUAUGCCACUUCUCUAUCAAUCUCGGAAUGUGUUUACAAGAACGUUACACAUAUAUUAGACUUGGACAACUUCUUACUGACAUCGGGCGACCGUUGGUGUAUAUCAAUGCUUGCACACAUCCCAUUGUUGUGUUUAUUAUCAAUCGAGCCGUUAGGAAUGAACUUAGGCCGCUUGUCAGAGUGUUUAGCAGACUGCCAGAUCGUCGAAGCACGCGCCAAACUAUCAACAUUGAGUUAUCGAGUGGUAGAGAGAGACAUACAUCAACAUAUACACUGAUAUCGAAACAUGACACAAACAACGCAUACAACCAACAAAAGACAUGACGGGCACAAGUGAAAUGUAGUAGUAAUGUAAUGUAAUGUAAUUACUAUCUGUAAAGAAAGAGGAAAAUCAAAAACAGAAGCCACAGCUUGCCAUCAUAAACAACUUAAAUAGACCUAUUAUUCAUUGCGCUCUAAAUAUUACAAGAAGGUCUGGCCUAUCACUUCAUGCUUAUUAUUUUAAUUCACAUAGAAGGCUUAAAACAGCGAGAAAU